AUGGGCUUCCGGAAGUUCUUUCCCUUGCUGGCUCUCAGCAUCUUGGUCUUAUGCCAGACUGGCAACCUCCAGGCAGCACAUUUCAGAUCUGUUUUAGAGAAUAGCCCAGACCUGUCUACCCUUAAUGAGGAGGAUGCACGCCUCCUACUGGCUGAACUGGUGCAGGACUAUGUGCAGAUGAAGGCAAGGGAGCUGGAGCAGGAGCAGGAGCGGAUGCUAGAACAGGAAGCAGAAGACUCCAGCAUCACUGCCCAUAAGAGAGCCUGCAACACUGCUACCUGUGUGACCCACCGACUGGCAGGCUUGCUGAGCAGAUCAGGGGGUGUAGUGAAGGACAACUUCGUGCCCACCAAUGUAGGCUCCAAAGCCUUUGGCCGCCGCCGUCGCCGCAGGGAACUUCAGGCCUGA
This is a messenger RNA of Dipodomys ordii (Ord's kangaroo rat), 408 nucleotides long. RefSeq names its product calcitonin-related polypeptide beta (gene Calcb). Lineage: Eukaryota; Metazoa; Chordata; Mammalia; Rodentia; Heteromyidae. The record is from RefSeq and is a predicted model, not a curated record. Gene Ontology annotation, molecular function: hormone activity; calcitonin receptor binding. Gene Ontology annotation, cellular component: extracellular region. The coding region runs from base 1 to 408 and encodes 135 amino acids. The transcript is spliced from 3 exons.